Messenger RNA from Dovyalis caffra, 1194 nucleotides. The record is from the annotation of a GenBank genome assembly. NCBI's taxonomy places the organism in Eukaryota, Viridiplantae, Streptophyta, Magnoliopsida, Malpighiales, Salicaceae.
AUGAGUUGUUUCAUAUCAAACCUCCCAAACAACAUCUUAGAAGAGAUCUUCUGCAAACUCCCAAUCACAAAUCUUAUUCAAUGCAGAUUCGUCUGCAAAUCAUGGAAACAUAUUCUUGGAAGCCCUCACUUUAGCAAACUUCAACAUCAACUCACUGACACGGUAUUUUGUGUGGAGGAGAUAAAGAAAUUCAACAGAUAUCCAAGCAAAGAAGAGUACAAGAGAAACAUCCGUUGGUUUGAAUUUAAAGAGAAACCUAGCUUCAUCAAUUUAGAAGGAAACUGCAAUAUUGUCCCAAAAAGUUCAGACUCGUCGUUCCAAUUCCGGUUCAUCAACUCAUGCAAUGGCUUGGUUUGUGUGCUGGCAGUUCCUUCAUACCAUAUCUUUCCUAAUGCUGUUUUCAUAAGCAUAGCAAAUCCUGUUACAGGUGAAUCGAUGCAUCUUCCUCCAUUAAAUAAGGGAAGGUGUUUAAACUGGUAUUUAUGCGGAUUAGGGUUUAGUCCCAAGACUAACCAAUUCAAGGCUGUUAGAGUUUCCUCCGAAGGACAAGAUUGUCAAGCUGAAGUAUGCACAAUCGGCACUAUCUCCUGGAGAAGCAUCGAGGCUCCCCUCCAACUACAUGAUUAUUUUACACAAAACAAUCACGACUUACGCUUUAAAAGCGUAGUAUUUGCCAAUGGAUCUCUUCAUUGGCUUGUCAAAAGAACAGAAUUGCAAAGUAUUGAAAUUUGGGUUUUCGAUUUGGAUACUGAGAAAUUUAGACAAAUGGCAGCGCCUCCUCCUUUUCGAGAAGAGUUUGAAAAUGCCGGUAUGAUAGGUGCAUGCACUUACAAAGACACCCUCCUUGUCUGGGCGAGUAGAACUUUCCUGGAGGUAUGGCAGAUGAAAGAAUAUGGAGUUGCAGAAUCAUGGACUAAAAUACUUUUCAUUAAAGAAAGAUAUGCUGUACUUGAACCCUUUAUCUUCUUAAAGAAUGGGGAUAUAGUGUUAUUGAGAUGUCAGGACUUGUAUUCGUAUAAUCCUGAUAAGGAAAAGUUUACAAGGCUGACCGAUCGUGGGAAUCCAUUUCAGAACAGCGCUACACUAAUCGACGGGGCAAAUGGCUAUGAUACAGUUAUAAAAUACGAAUACAGAUGGUUUGUUCACAAACCGAGCUUUGUUUCGCUCAAAGAUACGGUGGCGCAAGACAACUGA